Molecule: messenger RNA, 861 nt
Organism: Triticum urartu
Lineage: Eukaryota; Viridiplantae; Streptophyta; Magnoliopsida; Poales; Poaceae
Source: RefSeq, a predicted model, not a curated record
GAUUCAUGGAUAAACAUGAGAUCAAAUGAUCCUGAAGCUUGGAAUGAUCUGACUUGUCUGCUGCAGGAGAAGUUAUGGAAGAUGUUAAAAGAUGCAGUACAAAGUAAGCCCAAUAUCGAUGUCGUAAAACUUCAUAAAUCGGAGGGUGUUGUCCUAAGGAAUUCAAAAUAUCGUCAAAAGACUAGGAGCUUUCGUAUCAAGGAGUACUUUUACGGGAUUGCAAACGAUCUGGCACCACAUUCAAAUGUAGUCAACUUCAGUGACGUUUCUGUUUUCAGAAUUGGUAGUGGACAUCAAGCUCCACGGUCAGCUUUACCAAUUGGUGCAGAGCCUGUGGCAGAUCCUACUCGGCUUGUUGCUGUCAACAUCAGCACUGAUAUGGUCCACACAGUGCUUGCUGUUUCUUAUGCGAAGGAACCUGAUGAAAUAAUUUCGAGCAACGUUGCGGGAUUCAUCCAUGUCACAGAUGUUGACAUCCAAAGGAAGAAGCUGACGUACAUCGCGCCUUGCCCAGGAGACCUGCCAAGCAGGCUGUUAAUCGCUAGCUCCCUGACAUGGUACGAGCAGGCUUGACCCCGUUCAAGGUUGAACAUUGUAGGUAGGUAACCAGAUGGCUUAUGACAUGUUGUAACGCCGAAAUGGAUACUCUGAACACUGUGCCGGUAAAGCUGAAUGGGUUCGACGAUAUCUCAGGCAUCCUGCUGCGAAGCUUUCUGCUGACUUGCUUAUGUUUUUCUAUGCUGCUGUGGCGGCGAAGAUACAAAUAGUUAGAUCAAUGAAAGGUUGGUGUGCUCUUUUGUACGCUGUUGGGAACUACUGUAAGAUAUAGAAGAUGAGUCCUUUGGCCUCUUCUCAACUGUA